Zasmidium cellare ATCC 36951 is the source of this 1800-nucleotide messenger RNA. RefSeq lists its product as uncharacterized. Gene Ontology annotation, biological process: lipid oxidation. The record is from RefSeq and is a predicted model, not a curated record. The coding region runs from base 1 to 1800 and encodes 599 amino acids. Gene Ontology annotation, molecular function: oxidoreductase activity, acting on single donors with incorporation of molecular oxygen, incorporation of two atoms of oxygen; metal ion binding. Lineage: Eukaryota; Fungi; Ascomycota; Dothideomycetes; Mycosphaerellales; Mycosphaerellaceae. The transcript has 3 exons.
AUGCGGUAUUCUUCAGGUGCACGAGCACUAUUUGCGAUUUUUGUGCUCUUGAAACCCCCAUCAAAUGCUCAUGGGUUAGAUGCCACUCCCCGUCGUGUACAGGGAAGAACAGCGAACGAGUUGGAGCCAUACUCCCUUCCUAACAAACACACAAAUGCUAGCCGUGCAGUGGCGAUUGCGAACAAGCGAGCAGCUUUUCAGUAUGGACCCGGCAUAGAUGGAGGAGUGUCGUCACCCGCGGGUCCCUUGGGACAGAAGUAUGUCGCCACAGCUUCCAACAUUACUAAUACCGAGUCGGACGCAGAAGGCAUUAUUACUACUUCUGAUAAUAUUGGAAAGUACAAUGGUCUCGCUAAUGUCCGAGAUUAUACACUUCUCUACAAAGACGAAUGGAUGGCGAGCGCAAGACCGACUGGCAUCGAUCCUGGUAUGCUCCACAACUAUACUUCCGACCUUCUUUUCAGCAUGAGUAGACUGUCUUUCAGUCCUUUUGCAGUAAGAAGAUUAGCCCCGUACGAAACUCUGCCGUUCAAUGUGGAUCCUUCCGCGGUAAUGUCCGUUACUGGACAAUCAUUGGAAGAAGUACAUCAAAGUGGUAAAUUAUUUUACGCCGACCACCGUGCACAGAGACAGCUCAAUCGUACAAAGCUCUAUGCGCCGGCAUGCGAUGCUUAUUUCUACAUUGCGAAUGCCAGCUCUGAAUUUUUGCCGCUCGCAAUUCGAAGUAAUGGCAACAUUAGCCUCGUUUAUACUCCAAUGGAUUCACCGGACGACUGGCUACUCGCAAAGAUGAUGUUUGAAGUCAAUGACUUCUUCUUUGCACAAAACGAUCAUCUGGCAAGAUCGCACUGGGUCUCAGAGGUCGUGUACCAAGCCGCCAUUCGGACCUUGAGCGACUCCCACCCUAUACUUGGACUUCUCAACAGACUUAUGUACGGAGCGUUCGGUAUCCGGCCUCAAGCACGGGAAAUUCUCUACGACCCUGGAGGUACGUUCGACAGUUUUUUCGGAUUUGGGGGCGCGACAUCAAUCACGUUCGCGAGAAGGCUCUACGCGGACGGUUCAGCUGGUUCCUACCUGGAUAACUACCUACACACGAAUCUUAGACGACGUGGGCUUAUUGACUGCAAUUAUGGACCAGCCCUUAGCUCAUUCCCCUUUUACGACGACGCACAUGCAAUCGUAGAAGCUAUCAGAACCUUCACAACUUCGUUCGUUAACGCGUAUUACCCCGAUGACGGCGAAGUUUCAGAGGAUAGCGAGCUUCAGUCAUGGCUUGUAGAGACAAACGGUCCUGCUGGCGGCGUCAACUUUCCUACAGCUAGGGACAUCGUAGGCCGAUGCUCCCUUGUCGACCUCCUGGUUCAUUUCGCCUAUCUCGUCUCGGCAAACCACCACGCUAUAAAUACGAACUCGCUCCUCAGUACCGCAGGAGUGUACCCACUUCACUUGCAAGCUCUUUAUCGUCCACCACCAUCAGUAAAGGGCAUUACCAACAUUGUCUCGUACCUACCUCCACUGCAACAAUGCCUCGGAUUUCUCAACAUUGAAUCAGCAUUCUCACGUCCGUUGCUGGCUAAUUCCAACCGCUCUUUGCUGCACAUGUUUGAUGACGGCGAAUUUCUUAAUAGAACGAACAAUUUGACAAGAGCUGCAAACGCGGAGUUUAAAGCCGUUAUGCAGCUUCAGAGCGAUAAGGUCAAGUCACGCGGUUUUGACGAGAAUGGAUUGAGUCAGGGCAUGCCAUUCGUGUGGAAAACAUUGGACCCGGCCGUUGCUCCUUGGAGCCUUACCAUCUAG